Andrographis paniculata is the source of this 2058-nucleotide messenger RNA. RefSeq lists its product as uncharacterized. The record is from RefSeq and is a predicted model, not a curated record. Lineage: Eukaryota; Viridiplantae; Streptophyta; Magnoliopsida; Lamiales; Acanthaceae. The transcript is spliced from 3 exons. Bases 723 to 1922 code for a protein of 399 amino acids.
CCACUCUCUCUCUUACAAAGACUACUCCUCCUUACCUUACGUUGUUUCUCUCUCUCACGCACACACACACUUGAAACUUCUCUCCCUGGUUUGGUUUUCUUUGUUGGUGUGAAUCGUUCUCUCCAUCGCAACCGGUUUCUUCACUGGAUUUUCAGAUUCGUAUCUUCUGCUGGCCGGAUCGACACCGUAAGGGGAUCCCAUGGAAUCACCAAUCUGAAAUUUAUUAAGAAUAUUGGCUGCACAACUCAUGGAAUCGACUAGAGAGUUUGGAUGUAAUUGCUGCAGGAGAGAUUUGAAUGAUCUUGGGAAGUUUAAUUUUGAAACAUGUAUGCCUGUAGCUGCAUAGAAGGUGUCUGUUCACUACCCAAAUCUAAUUGGAUGAGGCAUGCUUUAAUGGAGAGAGUUCUUGCAUACAUUAAUUCAAAUUGGUCUCAACUAGCUAACUCUUCUGUAUCAUCAUCCAUAACUUCAGAGGGGCUGUGUAUAUUCCAGGAUCAGGAAACUUAAGAAAGGAUCUUACUUCCCAACUGCUUUGGGCCUGGGGGCCCUAAUGUAAACAAUCUCCCCAAUGGUUAUUCUCGAUCAAAUUGGAACUAACCGGAGCCUUUCCCAUCUUCCUCCCCAUGAAUAAUAGUCACUCACCGUGGAAUCCCGGACCCAACCGAGGCUUCACUUUCUGUACAUGCUAGCGGAGAGCAUGCGCGCUUUCUGCGCAUUGGGUAAUGCCCCUGACGAGAUUUGUUGCCGAUGCACUCGGUGUGGUGACAAUUUGUCUGGUUGCUAUUUCGAUCCUUCUCGGUCUACUCUGCGUCGUAUAUAUGUUCUACUUCCGCAGUCAGAUCCACAGCCACAGUCUCGAUCAGCUCAGCUAUUUUAACGGCCCUUGGAUCAUCCGAAUUGCCUACAUCUUCUUCUCGAUCUGGUGGGGCAUUGGCGAAAUCGUUCGUCUCAAUCUAUUCCGUCGCAAGGGAGGACCGUUGGAUGCCCUCAGCUUACAAUGGCAGGAGAACAUCUGCAAAUGCUAUAUUGUAUCGAAUCUCGGAUUCGCCGAGCCGUGCCUGUUCCUCACCCUCGUAUUUCUCCUUCGUACGUCGUUACAACGGUGCGGACCCUUAACGGAGAAGCGGAACGUAAGAACGACCGGUUACGUCCUCCUCUACUGCCUCCCGACGCUCGUCUUUCAGAUCAUGGUAAUUUCGAUCGGACCGUAUUAUAAGAAUAAACACCUCCCGGAACUCCCGUUGUAUUUUGUCGAAGCAGCUGCCGAUACGAAGGCUCGUAACGCCAUCUGCACUUAUCCUCUGCUCAGCACUCUCUUUCUCGGCCUAUUCUCCGUCGUUCUAACGGUGUACCUGUUCUGGCUCGGCGCCCGGGUUCUCCGCCUGGUUAUUAACCGCGGACUUCAACGUCGAGUCUACGCGUUGAUCGUUUCUACUUCCGGUAUAUUCCCGUUACGCGUCGUCCUGCUUGGUUUAUCGGUUCUCUUCAAACCCGAGCGGGCUGCGUUCAACGCUACCGUGUUCUUGGCCUUCUUCUGCUUUUUGUGCUGCGCCGGCGUCGGGAUCUGCAUCCUCGUGUACCUCCCGAUCGCAGAUUCGUUAGCUUUGCGGAAUUUUCCGAACGGCGGCGACGUGGAAGCCGCGGGCGACUCCAGCUCUUUGAUAGCCAAUCGGAGUCCCGGGGAAAGCACGGCGAUCAGCUCGAGGUCGUCGCCGAACCGCGGAUCGAUAUCGUUCCGUGUGACGAAGGGUAAGGAAUACGAGUCGGGUCCGGCGUUUGUGGAGCUGGGUCUGUUCAACCCAAGCGAGAACUCGCCGGCGUCGGGAUCGCCGCCGCCGCGCGGGGUCGGGUGGCCGAUGAUUAAACGCAGCCAUGCGGAGGAUGAAGAACAGAGCGGGCGUGCUUGUGCGUGCAAGUUAUAAAUUGUGGCCGAGGGAAAACAAGAAGCAUUUUUGUGGUGUACUGUACUCUUUUUUUAUUAUUUUUUUUUUUUCUCUUAAGUGUUUGUAAAGGUAAUUAGGAUAUAUUUUUAAUAAGGAAUUUGCUAAUUUUUGGUUU